Messenger RNA from Siniperca chuatsi (mandarin fish), 5646 nucleotides. It is a transcript of the gene ankha, whose product is annotated as ANKH inorganic pyrophosphate transport regulator a. Gene Ontology annotation, cellular component: membrane. The record is from RefSeq and is a predicted model, not a curated record. NCBI's taxonomy places the organism in Eukaryota, Metazoa, Chordata, Actinopteri, Centrarchiformes, Sinipercidae. Gene Ontology annotation, biological process: phosphate ion transmembrane transport. Gene Ontology annotation, molecular function: phosphate transmembrane transporter activity. The transcript has 12 exons. The coding region runs from base 3364 to 4854 and encodes 496 amino acids.
GAUUAUUUACCCAUGUCUCGGCAUUCUUUGACUAACAUUUGCUAGUUCCUCGCUCUGCAGUUUAGUACAUGACUAACAUGCCAUGCUAUGCUCCUUAAGUGACAACUCAGCAUCUGCUGCUUUAUUUGAUGCCAAAUCUGUCACUGGAAGGCAAGUGGAGCUUUCCACUCCCUGAAAUGCAGGAUGGUCUGACAGUGAAACCAAACUGUCACCAACUCUUUGGAGGAGGCGUGAAUUAGUGGUGGUGUGAUUAAUUUGUGAUAUUUUAUAUGGAACCUACAGUAUGUUUUACAUUUCUUUUCAAACAUGGCAUCUAUGUUAUGAGAAAUUCACUGAAAAUCACCUAUUCUAUCAGCUGUUUCUGUUGAAUGUUUGCUUAUUGUAGGAGAGAUGUGGCCAUCUGCAUAAUGGGCGUGUCAUAGUUUCAAUCUAAUAUGUGACCAGGCUUGUUUAUAUAGCUGCACAGUGUGCGUAGGCUAACGUAAGUUACUGAAGCAAUGCAAUGUGUAUGCAAGAGAGUGAAAAUGACCCAUAUCUGAGGAUCUGAUCUAAAUCGGGUAUUCCCAGGUAUUGUUGCUAAGGGCUGUUGGCCCCUUAAAUGGCCACUAGAUGGCGUGUUAUAUCACCUGAAAACCAUUUAUCAUUCAGUAACAGGUAGAUACAUAUAAAUCCUACUUAUUUUACAUCACAACACUAUUGCACUGCUUCCAGUUUUGCACUGUGUGAGAUGAGUAAAGCAACAUUUCAAGUUUUACUUAGAGGUAUUUCAUUUUGAUCACUGUUUUCAGUUGUUUUGACAAUUCAACAAAUUUGAACUACCAUGAAUUUAUUUGAAAUGAUUAAGUGUUUUCAAAUAAAUUAUUUUCUUAAAACAAAUUCUUAUAAAAUAUUCAGGAAACUUUAACAACUCCCUUCAUCUAGAUUUGUAAUUUCUGGCCGUCAACACUUAACGUACUGCGAUGUAUGUUAUGCCCUCUAAAUGUUUGGCAGCCAAAUGUGCUCAGAACAUAGACUUCCUGGAGUCAGAGCACAAUAAAAAUCCCAAAGUUUAAGUUUGGUAUUUAAAGUCCUAAUCAUAAUAAAUGUUUAAAGCAAAUAGGUGUUUAGAUUAGUGUGACAUCUGCUGCCCUGGAAAAUCCUUUUAGUCCUCUGCUAAUGUGAACCCAUAAAAAGAGGGUUUCCUACCCAAUAUCUCCAAACCACACAAUAUAAUAAAUGUUGCAGGAGGGUUUAAUAAUCUGGGAAACUUGUAAACACGGUUUUCCAAGUCAUGGAACAUGAAUACCAAAAUUAACAUGUUCAUACCAAUACCAAUAAUCUUAUCCAAAGUUACCACCUCCUACGGCAACUGCAGGAACAAACAACACUCCACUGAGCUGAAUGAAAUUAUUAUUGAGUUGCACAUCCAUUAUUCUAAUACAUACAGAUAAACAUGAACUAAUUUAGGGUCCUGGCUGUUGCAACAUACACAAACUGACACAGAAACACAUUUAUGCAGGGAGACCUGGGCUCCACUCUAUGCUUUGUUAUCCAAAAUCACACCAACAAAAUGAGCUGUAGUACACAAAGUUGGAUACAUGCUGCACUAAACACACUUCUGCACUUGUAAAAGUCGAUUAUUUACUUUCAAAAGAAAACCACGAAGUCCUUUAUUGCUGCUAACCCUGUAAGCAGUUAGCAGUAGAUGUAAUGAAACAAUCCUGACAUGAUGAAAGAAUUAUAUUGUAGCCUUAGGAUUUCACUCACAAAGUGUACUUGCAGGUAAGGCCUCUUUUAGUAAACAUGUGACUUCAGUUACAGCUGCCAAGGAAAGGCAUGUCUGCCAGUAAAGGGCUGUGUCGGCAGUUAAAUUCAUGGCAGAACCUCCCUCAGGCACCUGACAGAGGCACAAACAACUUUUGACUGAACAUUCUUCAGGUUGCAGAGUUUACUCACAGCUCUUUACACUGCAACAGUGGCAUGUUCCCAUUUCACAUGAACUGUAAACAGACCAUAUUAGUAUAUCUGUGUGUGUGUGUGUGUGUGUGAAAGGCCACAAGACACUGUUGCAGAAUGACAAUGUGCAUUUCAAGUCUGACAUUAAUAGCUAAAUGAAAUAAUCAAUUUGACAAAAAUAAAUGGUCUAACUACAGUUUCCAAGGUCAGACAUGAACUUUUAGGCUCAAACAAAGGUUGCACAGCAUAUAUGCUUAUAUCGUUCACAAUUAAAUGCAUUUCUGACCAGUGAAACAGCAUUUCAUGUGUCCGUUAAGCACAAAUUAUCCCAUUAAUGAGUAUGUUUGUCUUUGGACAACAUAUCUUUGCAAGGAAGAGUUUGUUGGCUUUCCUGGUUGAUUAAAAGCUAAAUAAGAAGGAAUUAUUAAUUGAUUAGGUUAUUUGGUCAAAAACAUCUGUGACAGAAAGAUAUUUUACUGUGGCCGAUGUUUAUGCUUAUAUCCAUUUUUCGUUGUCCACCAGGGGUCAAUAUUUCACAAGCUAUUGCCAUAUCAGGGUUUAUCUGUUUAUCCUACAAUAAUUUCUGUCCUCAAAGGAGCGGAAGGCCUACAAUGUAAACAUAAAUAUGUAUGGCACCAAGCUAUUUCCUGCCUGAAGAUACAUUUGUAACAUGUAGGUGUUUGGGGGUUUGUCACCAUGUAAAUCCAGCUGCCCACGCUUUCAUUCAAUUUACCAUUUUUGUACCAGACUCCAGUUAAACGCUCCCAAUAUUUGGUGGCUUGUACAUACAGAAAUAAUAUAUUCCCCACAAACAACGUGUGUAUAUUUAUUCACCAUGACAUGCCAGCUGAAGCAAUACCGAGUCAGAACAAUGCUAUUGUGUAAUGUAAACACAUGUUAUGCAGUGCUGCGUUGUGUGUGUGUGUGUGUGUGUGUACAGGCAGUAAUAAUAAAAGCCAGGUUUAGACUCGCUGAUGAUGUCACGGCCGGGAUGCCUGGCCCACGUGCGGGCAGCAGUUGGUUCCAGCCUCGGGGAGGGUCGACAACAACCGGACUGCGUAGCACAGGCGCAGUGAAAUGCGGAGCUAGAAAACUAAUCCAACCCGUUUUGGAUUACUGUUUUCGUGUGGAUCUCUACUGGUGAUAGCGUGAGACGCUUCCUCGCUUAAAUUCGGCGCUGUUUGGCGUCACCUUGAGUCUCCCCCCACCCCCUUGAAGAUGAUUUGCGAGGAAGAUGCGCCGGUCUGAAAUUUCCGUUGACCUUCGCCUCCGCUCAGCAGCACCGAAGCAUUGUGAAGCGCUACAACCUCCAAUUCUCGCUAGAAAUACAUGUGCUUUGACUGCCUUCUAGACGACAAUCUUUGAUUUUCUUUUUAAUCAAUCAAGACCGAGGCAGAUGCCCCUCGCUCUGUCAUCCCGGCUUGUACUAUGGUGGAGUUUCCAUCUCUCAGUCCUUACUGGCCUCUCAUCCGCUUUCUGGUGCCUUUGGCUAUCACCAAUGUUGCCAUCGACCUCGGGGAACAGGCCCUCAACAGGGGCAUAGCCACAGUCAAAGAGGAUGCGAUUGAAAUGCUGGCCAGCUACGGUCUGGCCUACUCUCUGAUGAAGUUCUUCACUGGACCCAUGAGCGACUUCAAGAAUGUGGGCUUGGUGUUUGUCAACAGCAGGAGGGACCGGAGGAAGGCUGUGUUCUGCAUGGUGACGGCCGGGGCCAUCGCGUUCGUCCUUCAUAUCUUGAUAGCGUACACAGAUUUAGGAUACUACAUCAUUAAUAAGCUCCACCAUGUGGAUGAAUCUGUGGGGCACAAGACAAGAAAGGCUUUCUUAUACCUGGCAGCAUUUCCUUUGUUGGAUGCAAUGGCAUGGAUUCAUGCAGGGAUACUUCUCAAGCACAAGUACAGCGUCAUAGUAGGCUCAGCCUCAAUCUCUGAUGUUGUGGCCCAGAUUGUGUUCGUGGCCAUUCUUCUCCACAGUAACCUAGAAUGCGUGGAGCCUUUACUCAUCCCGAUCCUUUCCCUGUAUAUGGGUGCCUUGGUCCGUUUCAGCAUCGUCGGUCUGGGUUACUACUGUAACAUUCACGACAACAUCCCAGACUCCAGUGGAAUUGAUGUAGGGGGCGAUGCCACUAUCAAAAAGAUGCUGAGUUUCUGGUGGCCCCUGGCCCUCAUCCUGGCCACUCAGCGCAUCAGCCGACCCAUCGUCAACCUCUUUGUGUCUCGUGACCUCAAGGGGACCUCUGAUGCUACAGAGGCUGUGGCUGUCCUCACAGCCACAUACCCUGUGGGUCAUAUGCCCUACGGUUGGUUAACUGAACUGAGAGCAGUGUACCCUGCCUUUGACAAGAACAAUCCCAGCAACAAGAUGAACGCUGGCACCCCUGUCACCAAAACGCAUAUUAAAAAGUUUACAUUCUGCUGUCUGGCUCUAUCACUCACGCUUUGCUUUGUGGUGUUUUGGAGUCCUCAUGUAUCAGAGAAGAUCCUGGUUGAUGUCAUUGGAGUGGAGUAUGCUUUCGCUCAGCUGUGUGUGGUCCCGCUCAGAAUUUUCUCCUUUUUUCCCCUGCCAGUGACUGUUCGGGCUCAUUUAACUGGAUGGCUCAUGACCCUGAAAAAGACCUUUGUGCUGGCCCCCAGCUCGGUUCUCCGCAUCAUUGUCCUCAUCACCAGUCUAGUUGUGCUGCCUUAUAUGGGGGUUCACGGGGCCACGCUCGGGGUUGGAUCCCUCCUGGCCGGUUUCAUAGGGGAGUCGACAAUGGUUGCCAUAGCAGCCUGCUAUGUUUAUCGUCAACAGAAAAACAAUGAGAUGUCCAAUGAGCUGGUGGUGGAGGGCGAGGACUCUGCCCCAAUGAGCGAGGUGUGCUCCAGGACUCAGAUGGACGCCAUUGAAGAGCUCCAGGAGGAGGAGGAAGAACAGGAGUGAACUAUGACAGCAGGGGGAAGGUAAAGCCGACCUCCAUGUGGAACUUUGCUGAAGAGGAGACCGCCGAGUGUUACAGUGCUGGAGAGGAAAGAGGACCUGAGUAUGGUUUGGUUUCAGAGGUUCUCCCGACAGACUAAACUUUGACUAAGAGUGACGAGGUCUCCAUCAUGUCGACCUACACACCAUUAAAACGCACACUGUAAAGAAAGCCAUGCAGCUCCAAAUGUUCAUUCAUCAGUGUAAAUACCUUUGUCUUCCGACCUUUUCAACAGUUCUUAUAGUUUUGCAUCAGCGGGUGUAUUAACCACUUUCAUGUGUUCACUGGUAAACAAGGGAAAACACAGGAGAACUUUUCCUCCUUCGCAGCAUGAAUGAAACAUCUGUCGAGUGGUAGUGGAGUUGCCAAAAUACAUUUGUUCAUUAUUUUAUGUUACUUUAUCAAGAUUAAGCAGCAAGGCCUUGCUUGAAUUCAAAUAUAGACAUAUUGUGGGACUUGUUGGGUUGUGGGACUUGUUGGGUUGUGCAAUCGUAUUUUACAUACAAUGGUGUACAGAUUAUUGUUGUUUUAUAUAGAUAAUGGAAUGUGUAUAUUUAAUUGCCCAGAGGGGUCAGGAAUCCCUCAUUAUAUCAUGCGUGUGUUUAAAAAAUAUGGUUAUGAUUGUUCACUUUCCAUGCAGUCUGGGAGUCCAUCUACUUUUGUUUUGCGUUUUCUUGGUAGUAUUCAGACUGUCGUAUGUACUGUAUAUACUGUAUAGGCAUUCUUAUUUGGCAAAUAAAUUGCUUUAUUAUUAA